Acaulospora morrowiae is the source of this 1578-nucleotide messenger RNA. NCBI's taxonomy places the organism in Eukaryota, Fungi, Glomeromycota, Glomeromycetes, Diversisporales, Acaulosporaceae. The record is from the annotation of a GenBank genome assembly.
AUGGGCUUAAUUCUGAACCUUGAUAUAAUUUCCGAGAUCCUAAAUUUCCUCAAGUACGAUCAAAACUCCUUGCAUUCAUGUAUCCUGUUAAAUACUUCAUGGUGCAAAGUCGCUAUUCCAUAUUUAUGGAAAUUUGUUAUAAACGAUUAUUAUUUUCAAGAUGCCAAUAAUAAAAAGAGUGCAUUGAUUACACGUACCAUAAUUUCUUGUAUGACACCACAAGCCCGUGAGACUUUAAGGUAUAACGGAAUUCAAUUGCCAUUCUAUCCAAAGAAACCCUUAUUCAACUAUCCAAAGUAUUGGCGAAAGCUUUCACCUCUCCAAAUUGAAUCGAUGCGACGGAAUAUACUUGAUAAUGGCGAGAUGAAAACGAGGAGACAAGUCGCCGAUGAUGGUAGACUAAGAACCAAUCAAUAUCUGGAAAUCCUGGUCGAAAAGGAACUUUACAAAUUGUUCAUAUCAAGUUGUCCAAAUAUUCAUCACCUGAUUUUAUCCAAAUACUCGUUAAUUAAAUUCCCGUGUCUCACCAGGUGUCUUGAAUUCUUAAGAAUAUUUGAAUACGGAGACAUGAAAAAUUAUGUAAACGAAUCGCUCUUCUCUUCGAUUUAUUCUGUACGCUUCUUAGAAUUAUCUGAGAUAUGUCAUAACGUCGAAAGACUAAUCCUCAGAAAGUAUAAUCGUUACUUAGAGGACAAUAGAGGACUGGUGAAAUUUAUUCAAUCUCAGAGAAGUUUAAAAUUCGUGGAAUUAGAAUAUCAUGAAGGCGUUACUGACAAAAGAAACCAAAUUGCUACUACUUGGACCUCAUUGGUCGAAACAGCUCUAAUAUCAAAAUCAAGCUCCAUAACGCACUUAAGCUUUAAAAAUGGAUUUUGCAUCAAACCAGAAUCUUUUACCAACUUAAAAUUCCUAAAGGUACACGGAAUUAAGAUCUGGUCGACAGGAUUGUCAAAUUCGUGUCAUUUUCCAAACCUUGAAAUUUUACAUGUUUUCCAUGAUGAUAUAACUCCUUUCAACACCUAUAUCGAUAUCAUCUCAAGAACCGGAAAGACACUUCGUUCAAUCGUUCUAGAAGCAAUAUUCACAUUUGAACCAUCGGAGGACUUUAUCAACUACACCAGAUUGAUCACGUCGAAAUGUCCGAACCUGAGGUUCUGCUCAUUUUUCUGUACAUCGGAUUUGAUGAAUGUGUUUCCAAAAGAUUUUGAGGUUUUUUUGGAAACGUGCAAACAACUGGAGGGCAUAAUACUUCACCUGGAUGAUCAAGUAGACCAGUCAAGAUUUUUUGAAAUUCUAGCAAACAAAGCGCCUGACACGUUGAAAUUAUUAUUGAUUGAUUGUAACGAUGAGAACUGGUGCUUUUCCUCGGAAGCGUUAGAAUCAUUUUUUGAGAAUUGGGCUAGCAGACAUUUAGGUCUACUCUCGAUUUUUUUUUGCAAUGACGACGCCUUCUCCAACGAGGAAUAUGAUAUAUUUCAGAAGUACGUCAACAGAGGUGUAGUAAAGUUGGGUAGAAUCGAUGACAUCGAUGACAUUGAACUUUUGAAAGAAAUUGAAGGAACCUUUGAGUGGGCGUAA